CCGAAUACCGGCAUUUUUGUUUCCCGAGUUUGUGUUUGUCGUAAAGCGCCUGUUUUCUGCGGAGGAGCACAUGCUGCGGAAAGGGGGCGAAGAACUCGAAGAACUAUAAAACAGUUAGGACGCGCGUCUACUCGCUUUGGGGAUAAGUUAACGGGACCAGGCAAGGGUAACUAUGGAUGCCCUCGAAAUAACAUCGACACAUUCUUCGGAGUUGGAUGGAUCCAGCACUAUGGACGAUGACAAAGGAUCGGACGGUGCUUUCACGGAGCGAGUGCGCGUUGACAGGCGCAAACUCGAAGAGAUGCUUCAAGAAAAUGACCCCGGACAGCCAACUCCUGCAGAUGGAUUCUUUACGAAAAUCAUGGAUGAAACUGACGCACACAUCUCUUGGCCAUCCAAACUCAAAGUUGGUGCCAAGUCCAAAAAGGAUCCCCACGAGGUUAGUGGACCACCCGAGGCCAUCGCGAAGGCCCGGGAGAAAAUCCUCCAAGUUUGGGACACAAAGAGACACCGAGUGACCCUAAAGAUGGACGUCUCCUUCACGGACCACUCCUACAUAAUAGGCAGGGGAGGCCACAUCAUUCAGCGGGUGAUGGACGACACGGAGUGCCACAUCCACUUUCCAGACUCCAACCGAAGUAGCCGUACCGAAAAGAGCAACCAGGUACCUUUCUCGCAGCUGCGGGCGUAGCAGGUUGCUGGGACAUCUGCAGGAGUGGAGAAGGCCCGCGCACAGAUAAGAGAAUUGCUUCCCAUGAUGCUGAGCUUCGAGCUUCCUCUGAGCGCCCUCUUCCAUCUGGCUCUCGAUCCCGCCUUCAUCGUGCUGCCGGAGCUCCAGCGUGUGUACGGCAUUGCAGUGACGUUUCGACACUUUCACCCCAACCUCACGAGGGUGAUGGUGAAGGGGUGCCGCAGGAACGUAGACUCCCUGCGGCAGGGACUCCUUGUUCUGACGGACUACCUCACUGGCGGGGCCAGGACCAUGCAGACAACCAUGGACCGAUCGCCGCCUGGUUGCGAGAGUUGGCCCCCAGACCUCGGCACUUCUGUCUCCGACAAACGAAAGAUGACACUUGCAGACACUCGUGAAAGCGCCUUCAGCUUCAGCAACCUAUUUGACGGUCUGCGCACACGAUCCACGCUGGACGAAGAUGCGUACAGGGACUUGCCCCACCUGUUCAGCCACUUGGGCCUCAGCAAAUACAUCAACGUAUUUGAACAGAACGAGAUUGAUCUCCAGACAUUCCUCAUAAUGACUGACAGUGACCUUCAAAAGCUGUGCAUUCCUUACGGGGCCAAAAAGAAGAUGCUGCUUGCCAUUUCAGAUCUCAACCAGCAGAAGUUUCCAAGGAGCUUCCACGCGGCGCCGGGCGCUGAACGCAGGGUUCUCCACCAAUGAGGAGACGGGACGUGCUGGGAUCCUCAUUUUUUAUACGCAUUUACUCUGUUCCGUUGAUGCUUUUAAUGUUCCUAAAGUAACAAAGGGCUAACUUAAAGAGGUGGAGCACAGGCUGUUCUCUCUCAGCUCUGUGCUCCACCGAGUGAAACUGUGAUUCUAUUAAUGACAACCCAAGGACGAGUUAUUUCUCGGCAGCUUCAGUAUUUAUAUAUCCAAAUGGCUUUUCAAGCCUUUGUGAACAAUGUAAUUUGUUUUUCUGUUUCUUUUUACGUGAAUGUGUGUUCCAGUUGUCCCUUUAAAUGGACUCUCCUGCGGUGCGCAUCACCUGCGCAGCUGCCCUCAAGUUCUCUCGAGAAAAACAUUCCUAUUGUUUGUUUUAAAGUGCCUUUUGCAGGAAAAAUGUGCAAUACAUAUACAUAUACAUACAUGCAUAUGUAUGUAUGUAUAACCCUCUGCUAGGAUGCAGUUCCCUAUUUUACUGUAAUCUCUCGGUGUAACCCCCACCCCCCACCCUUUUUACAGAGUGCAAUUUUUAGGCAGCACAGACGGAGGUUUUAUGCGUUCCACAAUUCCAGUCUUGUGAUGCUUCAACACUGCUAAGCAAAAUACUCACUUUUUAUAUAUGUAUAUUUGAUACCACUACUGGCCUUCCAUUGAAUGUUGAAUUUUACAACUUUACAGUGUUUGCCAAAACAUCUAGUCCAAGAAGUGUUUGUAUAUUUUUGCAAUGUUUCUCUGGUUGAAUUCUGAAAUAAAAUUUUAUGACUCGGA
Messenger RNA from Ornithodoros turicata, 2170 nucleotides. RefSeq names its product protein bicaudal C homolog 1-B-like (gene BicC). Gene Ontology annotation, molecular function: RNA binding; protein binding. Gene Ontology annotation, cellular component: cytoplasm. Lineage: Eukaryota; Metazoa; Arthropoda; Arachnida; Ixodida; Argasidae. The record is from RefSeq and is a predicted model, not a curated record.